Cladocopium goreaui is the source of this 1830-nucleotide messenger RNA. Lineage: Eukaryota; Dinophyceae; Suessiales; Symbiodiniaceae. The record is from the annotation of a GenBank genome assembly.
AUGCUCAAGACAUUGCCAUGGCUGCUAGCGGUGUCAGCUCGCAGAGUGGAAAUCUAUGAUGCUAUCAACUUCUCCAAGGCACAUGCGACGCCUGAUGCAUGCCGAGUUCUGCAUUGGCCCACUGUUCUGGGCAAUUCUCAGCAGCUGCCUGGGCCAGCAGAUGCCUUUGACAUCAUCAUGACUGAUGAUGCUCAGAUGGUCCCGUGGCUUGAAGCACAAGGAAAACUCUACUUCUUGGAGAACCGGGAUUUCGCCCUGGGCGACAUGUCGCGAGAACUGGCCCAAUUGAAAGAGGCUGCCCCCCUCGAGUGGCGAAGGGAGGGUAUGUCUGUGCUAUUGCCGGCAGUUGCCAACACAGGCUGGCUUCAGCAAGCAUUUGAAGAUGUCAAGGUCAUGAUGCCAGCGAGUUACUUUAUCGAUGACGGAACCUUCAUCACUCGAAACCGUGCCUUUGCAAACUUUACGUUUACGGCACUGCUACUUCUGGACCAAGAUACUGGGGUUCCUCCGCAGAGCCUCAUUGAUUGCAUAGCCCAUGGCACUGUGCCCAUUAUUGUGGGGAAACAUCACAAAUUGGAUUACACUCGAUAUUUUUCCUUUGCCAUCGCAAAGUUCCGAGACUUUUCAGUGGAGCAAGCGAUUUCUUUCAUGCUCACUGCACCUGCGGACGCCUUGUAUGUGUACGCCAACUCAGUCAAGAUCGUGCAAGAGUUCUUCUACAUGAGGUACAAGCAUCCCUUCCGACAAAGAUUGCAGCGUCAUGCAGCCAUGGCUUGUCAUGCACUCAGAAGCCCACAACCUCCACUUGCUUUUGUGUCUAUAUACUCUGCGAAGAAGAACUUUGGAAGACGCAUGGCGUUACGGGACACGUGGCUUCCAAUUCUCAAAGCUCAUGGUAUCCCCUACAGGUUUUUUCUUGCAGGCACUGCUGUCGAUGACAGUGAACUCGAUCACCUUUUGCGUCGCGAAAGAGAUUACUUUGAUGACAUGGUCUUCCUGAUUGGGACGACUGACGAGUAUCCCAUUGGAAAGAAGGGCUUAGCAGCUUUGCUGUGGGUGGCGCACCAUUCGGAUGCGCAGUUCUGGUUGAAAUUUGAUGACGACUUAUAUGUUCGACCGCAUUCAGUCCUGAGCCGACUCUCCGGGAUUCAGCGAGCUGAGCUGUACUGGGGUGCUUUCGAUUACAGUGGCCUGGUGAUUCGUGACGUGUCGGAUCCGCACUACACGGCGCCGGAGAUCUGGCCGGAACCGGUGUUUCCACCCUAUGCUCGGGGCGCAGGGCUGGCAAUGUCAAUGGACCUCGUUCGACUCAUUGCAGAGGAGGAGGAGAAGCGGCCUCUCAAGAAAAUCAAGGUGGAGGAUGUGUCAUACGGUUUCUAUUUGUGGCAGCUGAUUUACGACAGGGCAGUCACAUCAAUAACUCUCUAUGAUCGCGACGAACUUCAUUUUGCAAUGGACGCAAAGUGCUGUACAGAGGAAAGCCAUCCAAACAACUGCUGGCUGCCGCUCACAGCUCAAACCUGGAUUGUACACCAUGUGUCUCCAAGUGUCAUCCGCUGCAUGUUUGCAAAGGACAUAGCCUCGGGGCUAUACUUACCUGCAGAGGUUGAGACUCGCUACCUACAAGGAAUCUUGUUGGAUAUGGCGGAGUAUGACCACCAUGUGCAGAGUGCUGUUGGGAAGAUUCAGGGUGGUCAAUCGAGUCAGUCGGGACAUGGUAUGGCUGCAGAUUUGUGCGGCUGUGUUGUCACACCGCCCGCGCACCCGGGUAAGCCUCUACAGGGAGGAAGAAUGAACGAAUACAGCACCGGCCCGCGGUUGCAUUCAUAA